AAGCUUUUUUUCUAAUAUCUAAAUCCAUUAUCCAAUUCCAAGUUUCCAACUUUAGCUUAUAGCUUCUUAAAAAUCCUUUUUUUCCUUUGUGUUCUUGCAUCUUGUUGUUCAACAACACCACCAUCUUGUUGUUCUUAAUCCCACACACAAUCAUUUGUUGUUGUUUUGUUCAUCAUUUCAAUUUUCAGGUUCACAGGUUUGACUUUAAGGAGCUUCGGAAAAAAAACUUGCCCUUUAAUCUUUAUCAUAAGGUUAAUUAUAUCUAUUCACCAUCAUAAUCUUGAGCUAAGUUUCCAUACUGCAAUUUAUAUCCAUUCUUGAAAGAAUCUGCUAGAAGUUUCACUGAACAUGGAAAUGCCUUAGGCAGUUGCUUGGAAUAUAGCAGAGGCAUUCUGAAUCCUACUUGGGUUUAUUGAGCUUUCAAUGGGAGGUGUAUUCGGAAGGCAUGAUAGCCAUAAAAGAUGGAUUUACGGAACCAAAAUUGAGAAUAAAAUUGUUGAAGCAAUGCAAAAGAGGGAAUCUAAAGGAUCUUCGGUGAAAUCAUUCAACACUAUAAUCUUGAAAUUCCCAAAAAUUGAUGAAAGCUUUAGAAAAUGCAAAGCCAUAUUUGAGCAGUUUGAUGAGGAUUCGAAUGGGGUAAUAGAUCGAGAAGAGUUGAAAAAUAGUUUCAGUAAACUGGAAAUUUCUAUUACUGAGGAGGACUUGAAUGAUCUCUUUAAAGCAUGUGACGUCAAUGAAGAUAUGGGAGUGAAGUUCUCUGAGUUCAUUGUACUCCUUUGCCUUGUCUACCUUCUCACAGACGAUCCAGCAGCCCUUCACAUUAAAUCACAAAUUGGGUUGCCGGAUCUAGAGGCCACGUUCGAGACUUUGGUCGAUGCAUUUGUGUUUUUGGACAAGAACAAGGAUGGUUAUGUCAGCAAAAGCGAGAUGAUUGAGGCGGUAAAUGAAAGCCGGGAGCGUUCUUCCGAAAGAAUAGCAAUCAAAAGAUUUGAAGAAAUGGAUUGGGAUAAAAAUGGAAUGGUGAGCUUCAAGGAGUUCCUUUUCGCGUUUACUAGGUGGGUUGGAAUCGACGACAAGGAAGAUGAAGAGGCCUGAGGCCUGAAGCUUGUCAUCUAUAAGUGCCUUAUACUGCUUCUGUUGUUAGUAGCUGGUAAUAAAAAAACAAAAUGUUUCAGGCUCCAAAGAAACCUGAAAAUUAAAAAAAUGGAGGCUUUUCUUGUUUUAGUUUGCAAUAAAGGGCUGGUUGCUACACUUUGAUCUGCAAUAAACCUUUCAUAGAUGAAGUUCAUUUGUAAAUAGGCAGAAAAGUGUGUAUAACUGUGAGUGCUAUGUUGAAGAUGUGUUAAAAUAUUUUACCUUGUAACUGCUACCAUGUUUAUUAGACAGCCUUCUUCAGUA
Arachis ipaensis is the source of this 1398-nucleotide messenger RNA. Its product is annotated as putative calcium-binding protein CML21. Lineage: Eukaryota; Viridiplantae; Streptophyta; Magnoliopsida; Fabales; Fabaceae. Gene Ontology annotation, molecular function: calcium ion binding. The record is from RefSeq and is a predicted model, not a curated record.